This is a messenger RNA of Penicillium waksmanii, 858 nucleotides long. RefSeq names its product diphthine synthase (gene dph5). Gene Ontology annotation, biological process: protein histidyl modification to diphthamide. The transcript is spliced from 3 exons. NCBI's taxonomy places the organism in Eukaryota, Fungi, Ascomycota, Eurotiomycetes, Eurotiales, Aspergillaceae. The record is from RefSeq and is a predicted model, not a curated record. Gene Ontology annotation, molecular function: diphthine synthase activity. The coding region runs from base 1 to 858 and encodes 285 amino acids.
AUGCUGCACCUUGUGGGUCUGGGCCUCGCCGACGAGAAGGACAUUACUGUCCGCGGUCUGGAGAUUGUGAAGAAGGCCGAGCGCGUUUAUCUGGAAGCCUACACGGCCAUUCUCCUGGUUGACAAGUCGAAGCUUGAAGAGUUCUACGGCCGUCCCGUCAUUGAAGCUGACCGCGAGCUCGUAGAGACUGGCAGCGAUGAUAUCCUCGCUGACGCCGACAAGGUCGACGUUGCCUUCCUAGUCGUGGGCGAUCCGUUCGGCGCAACAACCCACACCGACCUCGUUCUCCGCGCCCGCGAACUCGGCAUCCAAACAAACGUCGUCCCCAACGCUUCAAUCAUGUCCGGAAUCGGCUGCACGGGUCUCCAACUCUACAACUUCGGCCAAACAGUCAGCAUGGUAUUCUUCACGGAGAACUGGAAACCCUCCUCCUUCUACGACAAAGUGCGCGAGAAUGCGCAUAUCGGCCUCCACACCCUCGUCCUACUCGACAUCAAGGUCAAGGAACAAUCAAUGGAGAAUCUAGCCCGUGGUCGACGCAUCUUCGAGCCGCCGCGCUAUAUGACCGUUGCGCAGUGUGCGGCGCAGCUGGUUGAGACCGAGGAGACGAGGCAGGAGGGUGUUUAUCAUGCGGAUAGUCUUGCUGUUGGUGCGGCGCGGGUUGGGGCGCCGGAUCAGAAGAUUGUUGUUGGGACGUUGGAGGAGUUGGCAGAGGUUGAGAUGGGUGCGCCGUUGCAUAGUCUUGUUCUUCUGGGUCGGAGGACGCAUGAUCUUGAGCGGGAUUAUAUUCGGCAGUUUGCUGUUGAUGAAAAGACCUUUGAUGCUAGUUAUGUGAAGUAUUAUGGUCAUUCUUCAUAG